Echinops telfairi (small Madagascar hedgehog) is the source of this 4940-nucleotide messenger RNA. It is a transcript of the gene MBD6, whose product is annotated as methyl-CpG binding domain protein 6. Lineage: Eukaryota; Metazoa; Chordata; Mammalia; Afrosoricida; Tenrecidae. The record is from RefSeq and is a predicted model, not a curated record. Bases 986 to 4009 code for a protein of 1007 amino acids. Gene Ontology annotation, molecular function: chromatin binding; DNA binding. Gene Ontology annotation, cellular component: nucleus; chromocenter. The transcript is spliced from 12 exons.
CCUGCUGCCGCCAACCCUCCUCCCAGAGCCUGACUUCUGCCUUCUUCACCUCCCUCCCCUUAGUGUUUCGCCCACCCACCGCCCUGUCCUCUCCCCAAGUUCCUUCCUACUUCGUGCGCCUUCCCCUCCUCCUCAAGCUAAGGGAAGCAGGCAGGGGUGACAGGGCGCCUUGUUAUGAGAGGGAAAGUUUGGAAGCCUCCAGUGUGGUGUGGGAGCGACGGCGAGCUUGCGGGGCUACUUGCACACUUAAGGGGCGUCCCCGCAUAGCAGAGGGAAGUCACUCGGAGCUAAUUUGGAGCCAGUGGGACAGGAGAAUCUGAGUCCCCUUACCAUCGGUGUUGGGGCAAAGCAGGAGCUUCUCAGGAUUCUGGGAGAGAAGACAGGGCUGUGACUCCGAUGUCUCCCAAGAAGACCCAAAUGAUCUAGAUCAGUGGUUGUCUAAUGUAGCAGGCACCGGGGGAGUGCUGCAGGUACCACCUGGGGGGGCAGCCCUGCAAGUGCUGGGUGACCUGCUAGGCAAUCUGGACUUUUUAUAUGCUCUUGGGGGAGGGAACAGAUGCAUGGGGGAACUUCUAGUGCCCUGGCAUCAUGGGAAUUUGUCCACACUCCUGGUGGUUCAGGUCUCCUGGCCCUGGUGGGACAAAGGAGCCUUGCUGUUCAUGGACCUAAGGGUAGGGCUCCGAUUGCUGCUUCCCGCGAGUGGGGGCUCUGGCCCACAGGGCCCUCGGGACUGGGCUUGGAAAGAAUGGCUGUGGGCUCAGCUCACUCGGCCAGCAGAUUCACUUUGCUCACAUCCAUAAGGAUUGAUGGUUCCCUUGAGAAAACUCUGGAUUGUGGUGCCCUCCUGAGGUGGUGGGCAACUUCCUGACAGCCUCCCUCUUCUCUCUUGUAUUGUAGGUGUGGGCUAAGCAGGCGGCCCUGGCUUUAGAUUGGCCUCCACAAUGUUUGCAGAGAUGUUCAGGCACGUGGGAGCUGAUUACACACAAUGAAUGGGGGCAAUGAGAGCAGUGGAGCAGACAGAGCUGGGGGCCCGGUGGCCACGUCUGUCCCUGUUGGCUGGCAGCGCUGUGUUCGAGAGGGUGCUGUGCUCUAUAUCAGCCCAAGUGGCACCGAGCUGUCUUCCUUGGAGCAAACCCGGAGCUACCUCCUCAGUGAUGGGACCUGCAAGUGCGGUCUGGAGUGUCCACUCAAUAUCCCUAAGGUUUUCAACUUUGACCCUUUGGCCCCGGUGACCCUGGGUGGGGCUGGGGUGGGGCCAGCAUCAGAAGAGGACAUGACCAAGCUGUGCAACCACCGGAGGAAAGCUGUUGCUAUGGCAACCCUGUACCGCAGCAUGGAGACCACCUGCUCACACUCUUCUCCUGGAGAAGGAGAAAGCCCCCAAAUGUUCCACACUGUGUCCCCAGGCCCCCCCCCUAUCCGCCCCCCUUGCAGAGUUCCUCCUGCAGCCCCACUUAAUGGGGGCCCCGGCUCCCUUCCCUCUGAACCUCCCUCUGUCCCCCAGGCCUUCCCUGCCCUGGCAGGUCCCCCAGGGCUCUUCCUACCACCGAGGCUUCCUGACCCUGUUCCCUCGGGGGGCAGCAGCCCCUGUUUCCUCCCCAGGGGCAAUGCCCCCUCUCCAGCCCCACCUCCUCCACCUGCUAUCAGCCUCAAUGCCCCCUCAUACAACUGGGGGGCUACCCUCCUAUCCAGCCUGGUGCCCCCAGACCUGGGCUCUCCUCCAGCCCCCCAUGCCUCCUCCUCACCCCCUUCUGACCCUCCUUUCCACUGUAGUGAUGCCUUAACUACUCCUCCUCUGCCCUCCAGCAAUAAUCUCCCUGCCCCCUCUGGUCCUGCCACUCAGCCACCAGUGUCUUCAGCCACUAUGCACCUGCCCUUGGUCCUGGGACCCCUGGGAGGGGCCUCCACGGUGGAAGGGCCCAGGGCAUCUCCCUUCCUCGCUAGCAACCUACUCUCUGCGGCAGCCAAGGCACAGCACCCCCCACUACCCCCUCCCAGCACUUUACAGGGCCGCCGGCCCCGUGCCCAGGCACCCUCAGCUGCCCACUCCUCAUCACCCCAUCCUCCGCAGCGUCGGCCCCGCCGACCACCAACUGUACUGCGAUUACUGGAGGGUGGAGGCCCUCAGACACCCAGAAGGAGCCGCCCUCGGGCCCCUGCUCUUGCCCCCCAACCUUUUCCUUACACAGAGCCAUCCCAACCAAUCCUCCCCUCUGUGUUGUCCCUGCUGGGACUAUCCACCCCUGGCCCUUCCCACUCUGAUGGAAGCUUUAACCUUUUGGGGUCAGAUGCACACCUUCCUCCUCCCCCAACCCUCUCCUCAGGGAGCCCUCCCCAGCCCAGGCACCCCAUCCAGCCCUCCCUGCCUGGGACCACCAGUGGCAGCCUCAGCAGUGUGCCAGGUGCCCCUGCCCCACCAGCUGCCUCCAAAGCCCCUGUGGUCCCCAGCCCUGUGCUUCAAAGCCCAUCAGAGGGAUUUGGGAUGGGGGUGGGCCCAGCCUGCCCUCUACCUUCCCUAGCCGGUGGGGAAGCCUUCCCUUUCCCCAGCCCUGAGCAGGGCCUGGCGCUGAGUGGAGCUGGCUUCCCAGGGAUGCUGGGGGCCCUGCCUCUCCCUCUGAGUCUAGGGCAGCCUCCACCUUCUCCCUUGCUCAGCCACAGUUUAUUUGGCAUGCUGGCUGGGGGAGGGGGGCAGCCUCCCCCGGAGCCCCUGCUACCCCCACCUGGAGGACCUGGCCCUCCCUUAGCCCCCGGCGAGCCUGAAGGACCUUCGCUUUUGGUGGCUUCCUUGCUUCCACCACCCUCCUCAGACCUCCUUCCGCCCCCUUCCGCCCCUCCUAGCAACCUCCUUGCCUCUUUCCUGCCUCUCUUGGCCCUGGGCCCCACAGCUGGGGAUGGGGAGGGGUCUGCAGAGGGAGCCGGGGGUCCAAGUGGGGAGCCAUUUUCAGGUUUGGGAGACCUGCCCCCCCUCCUCUUCCCCCCACUUUCAGCCCCCCCCACCCUCAUAGCUUUAAAUUCCGCGCUGCUGGCUGCCAGCCUGGAUCCCCCCUCGGGGACACCCCCCCAGCCCUGUGUACUGAGUGCCCCCCAACCUGGACCACCUACCUCCAGUGUCACCACGGCAACUACUGACCCGGGGGCCUCCUCUCUGGGCAAGGCCCCCUCCAACUCAGGGAGACCCUCCCAACUCCUUAGCCCUCUGCUGAGUGCCAGCCUGCUGGGUGACCUGUCUUCACUGACCAGCAGCCCUGGGACCCUCUCCAGCCUGUUGCAGCCUCCUGGCCCUCUUCUCUCCGGCCAGCUGGGAUUGCAGCUCCUCCCUGGGGGGGGAGCUCCCCCACCCCUCUCAGAAGCAUCUAGUCCCCUAGCCUGCCUACUACAGAGUCUCCAGCUCCCUCCUGAGCAGUCGGAAGCCCCCCGUUUGCCCGCUGAGAGCCCCACCUCAGCCCUUGAACCGGAGCCUGCCCGGCCUCCCCUCAGUGCCUUAGCCCCACCCCAUGGCUCUCCUGACCCCCCAGUCGCUGAGCUGCUCACUGGGAGGGGGUCAGGAAAGCGGGGCCGGCGGGGAGGAGGGGGACUUAGGGGCAUUAAUGGUGAAGCCAGGCCAGGCCGGGGCCGAAAGCCUGGCAGCCGGAGGGAACCUGGCCGACUGGCCCUUAAAUGGGGGGCACGUGGUAGCUUCAAUGGACAAAUGGAACGGUCCCCAAGAAGGACCCACCACUGGCAACAUAAUGGGGAGCUAGCUGAAGAGGGUGCUGAGCCCAAGGACCCAGCCCCUCCUGGGCCCUAUUCUGAGGAGCUUAAGUCCAUCUUUCCCCAGGUGCCUCCUGGGGCGGUCAGAAAGUCUCGUCGAGGCCGGAGGAGAAAAUACAACCCCACGCGAAACAGCAGUAGCUCUCGCCAGGAUGUUACCUUGGAACCCAGCCCCGUGACUCGCGCGGCUGUCCCUCUGCCUCCACGUGCCCGCCCUGGCCGUCCUGCCAAAAACAAGAGGAGGAAACUGGCCCCGUAGCAGCCAUACCUGGAGCUGGAUCUGACCCUGAUUGGGGAGAGCUGAGUGCUGAGCCUUGGGAGUCCCUGCCGGCCACCUGCACCUGUGGACAGUGGGUGGGGGCACUCCUCCUCACUCGGAGCACAAACGCGACCCCUUCCCCUACAAUCCCAUCCUGAGCCACUGCAAGGGGUAGGGAAUCUCCCCCCUUCCCCUCCAAAGCCAUGUCACUGAAAAGGCCUGGGGGCGGGGGGGGGGCUGGUAUAUGGCCGUCUCCCCACCAGGCGCUAAGGGGAACUCCCCCUUCCCCAGGUCUUUUAUUUGUUUAAGUUAUUUUUGCACAAAUGACUCUUAUAUUUAAUUGGACUUCAUUGCCUCCCUUCUUAAAGCCAACAGGCUCAGUUUACAAACCUGUGAGCUACUGUUGGCUGCUGCCCUCCUUCCCAGUGAAAGGUACAAAGCAAUAAGCAUCAUGCGUCCUCCCUCCCCCUCCAACACCCCUCUGUCUCUGGCUCAGGUUGCUCAAAGCACAGAUCCCCUCUGAACCUGUCCCCAGGUUUUGGAAACACAUAGCCUCAUUUCAAGGUGUAGCCAGGUCCCGUCCCGUCCCCUCCCCACCCCCAUGCCUGACUUUUCUUCUGGGAUUUUAAAAAGGGGGUCAGAGGGCAAAGAGCAGCCCCUGGGCCUCUCCUCCAUACACACUACACUGCCCCUUCUCCCCCAUCCUGAAUGCUCAGAGACAUUGUGAUGAUGCGACCGAGGAUUAUGCAACGUGGUCCAACCGGAGCAGCCAGCAUGACCAGCUGUCCAGGGGCUGCCUCCUGCCUUUUCUUUUGUAAAGACAAGACCCUUGGGAGUUUUAAUUCUGUUUUGUACUUGCCCUGUGGGGCCUCCACUGCUUUUCUAUGGGAGACACUCUUAAUUUAACAGAUGAGAAUAUUUUGAAAUUCUG